AUUGGCUAGUUACUUGAGGGUCGUGUUGUAUUGGUUUAUUUCUAAGAGUGCGGGAGACCAAGCAGGAAAUGCAAUGGAUAGUGUUGUUGACUUGGUUUGUCAUUAGCUAGCUAAAUUAAGGUUUUCAGAACAGUUGUUUGACAGAACCGAGCGAUGGCGCCGAGCAAAAGGCAGCGGCGGGAGAAUGUGUCGGUGGAGCUGGCGUGUGAGUGGGGGUCCUGUCAGGAGUCCUUUAAAAGGAUGCAGGACUUCUGCGAGCACGUGGAACAGCAUCUCAAGGCGCUGCAACUGGAAGAUGAGGAACCCGAUGCCUUGGCAGAAGAGCAGAGCUGCCUGUGGCGUGAAUGUGGCUUCUGUGCGAUAGAGAGUCCCGGGGAGCUUCUGCGCCAUGUCUACUUCCACUGUUACCACACCAAGUUGAAGCAGUGGGGACAGGCGGUCUUGGAGAGCCAUCCUGAUCUAGGAUCCUGCGCACUGGGCCUGCAGAAUCGUAAUAUAGUGCCCGACAUCUCUGACAACUUCCUGUGCCAGUGGGAACACUGCGAGACCUUGCUGGAGAAUCCCGAGUGGUUUUACCGACACGUAGAAAUGCAUGGACUCUGCACGGAGAUGAAGUCCAACGGCAAGGAAGAGAGCAUGCUGCACUGCGGCUGGAAGGACUGCGAGGCAACCUUCAGGGGCCGGUUCAAACUGCGGGAGCACCUGCGCAGUCACACGCAGGAGAAGGUGGUGGCGUGCCCCACCUGCGGGGGCAUGUUCGCCAACAACACAAAGUUCUUCGACCACAUUCGCCGGCAGACUGCCAUUGAGGGUCAGAGGUUCCAGUGUUCACAUUGCUCCAAACGUUUCGCCACUGAGAGGCUGCUGAGGGACCACAUGAGGAACCACGUGAACCACUACAAGUGCCCUCUGUGCGACAUGACGUGCCCAUCGCCCUCCUCGCUGCGAAAUCAUGUCAAGUUCCGCCACAGCAACGAGAAGCCAUACAGCUGCGAGUACUGCGAGUACAGCUGUAAGAACCUGAUUGACCUACGCAAGCACCUGGACACGCACAGCAGCGAGCCUGCCUACCACUGCGACUUCGCUGACUGCAACUACGCCACCCGCUCCCUGCACUCCAUCAAGUCCCACUACAAGAAGGUGCACGAGGGUGACUUCGUCCCACGCUACAAGUGCCACGUGUGCGAGCAGUGCUUCACCCGGGGGAACAACCUCACCUCGCACCUCCGCAAGAAGCACCAGUUCAAGUGGCCCUCGGGACACCCCCGCUUCAGGUACAAGGAGCAUGAAGAUGGCUUCAUGAGGCUGCAGCUGAUCCGCUACGAGAGCGUGGAGCUGACCGAGCAGCUGAUGAAGGAGCGGCAGGAGGCGCGGGAUGGGGACCCUGACAGCCUGGCGGGCGUUGGGGAGCUGAAGGGCAUCGUGCUGGGUGGUGGGGAGGCUGUGGGCGGGGAGUCGGGCACGGACACCCAUCCCGAAGGCUGUGUCGACGGGCAGGCUGACGCCGUGUACUACAUCCUGAGCGGUGGCGGCAAUGGCGCGCUCCAGCAAGAUGCAGGCCUCCAGGGGGCGCCAGAGAUCAGCGAGGACAGCGUGAUGCUGCAGCUCCAGAACACGGCUCAGCAGCUGGGCAUGGAGGUGGUGUAGACGCCCCCAUGUGACUCUCCUGAACGCACCUCCCGCGUGACCGCUGACUGGCACAGGGCUGCACCUGAAGUACCUGAAUUUAAACAACUUUUAGUUUAAGAAUAAUCCCUGCUGAUGACUACGAAUCCAAAUGGUGGUUUCAGGGAAAAGUUGAGGCCCCACUGAUUGGUUCAUCGUUCCCAUGGACUUCCCUCCCUGUGAAAUAUAUUGGUCUGGUGCUGUUGCCGUGGUCACCGUGGUCGUGUGACCAUGAUGACGUGAAGUGGCUCUCGAGGAUGGAGUUCUCUCUCUCCACGGAAUGAGCAGCUUUGACCGUGCACCCCCCCCAGCAUCGCUAAUGAUUGUGGGAGGUCACCAUACACAUGCCUGUAGUGAGUGGGGUUCACAUCCUCAUGAAUUUUAAGUUCUGUUCCGGCAUUUUUUUUUUUGUUUGUGAUCGGAAAGCUCUGUUUUGGCUGUUCAUCUAAGACUGUUAGUUGAUGGAACUCGGCUGUCAGUUUUUAAAGAGAUCCGUCGCAACCCGGAUAUCUUGACAAAGCGGGGUUCGCUGUUCUCUGGUCUGGUUUUGUUCCUCUUAACAUGGAGCGGUAGCAGGUUUGCGCGUGUGUGUGUGUGUGUGUGUGUGUGUGUGUGUGUGUGUGUGUGUGUGUGUGUGUGUGUGUGUGUGUGUGUGUGUGUGUGUGUUUUAGCAGUCGUGUUUGUUUUACUUCAGUAGGGGGCGCCUGUCACCCUACAUGUACAAUACCGCAUAUAUGUUCUACCUCGCUGGAGCGUCAGACCCGAGUUUCGCCCCAGAGAUGGUCAGAUGCUCCAUAAACGCCGGUCACAUGUGCCAUUCUCCUCUUUUUUUUUUUGCGCUCUCUUGCCAGCCACAAGGAUGGUGGGGGGUGGAGGGUCUCUGUGCUUUCAAACUCUUUGAGCGGUGUUUGCUGAAAAACGAACGAAAUCUGUUUUGACCUCUGUUACAAUCCCUGGGGGCCGACUGGUUUAAUUUUCAAUAAAGACAGUUCUGGUUUCAACAUGUUAA
Brienomyrus brachyistius is the source of this 2674-nucleotide messenger RNA. It is a transcript of the gene hinfp, whose product is annotated as histone H4 transcription factor. The transcript is spliced from 10 exons. Gene Ontology annotation, biological process: anatomical structure development; regulation of transcription by RNA polymerase II. Gene Ontology annotation, molecular function: DNA-binding transcription factor activity, RNA polymerase II-specific; RNA polymerase II cis-regulatory region sequence-specific DNA binding. The coding region runs from base 154 to 1647 and encodes 497 amino acids. Lineage: Eukaryota; Metazoa; Chordata; Actinopteri; Osteoglossiformes; Mormyridae. The record is from RefSeq and is a predicted model, not a curated record.